UAACAUAAUACAACCGACAACACGGCUGUUGGAAGCAUUCACAAGGAACAGCUGUUUGUCAACGGAUAGUGGGGGGAAAGGCCACAGAAAGGCCGAUUGAGCACAAACAAUUCAGUUUCAGUUCACAUUCACGUUAGAAAAGAACUGGAUGUAUCAGAUAAGAUUAGUGAGUGACACGAUUUCGGUGACUUUAGUGGACAGUUUAACACAAAAUGGUCCGUAGUUUAUCGCAGUGGACAAAAACUUUGAGUUUUCCCGCGAGAAUUUCUCCGAAUAAAAGUUCCAAAGAAAGUAUUAAUAUCCAUCAAGUUAGUGUCACGCCGACUUUGAGUAACAAUUCUUUAUCGAAAAAUAACGAAUUUAAUAAUAUGAUGAACAAUCAUGCCUCAUUAACAGAAGUUAACCAAAUUUAUUCGGAUCCUGAAUCAGAGAAGGCUAUUAUGAGCUCAAUUGUCUAUUGCAUUCACCACAAGGAAGGAUGUAAAUGGUCCGAUGAACUUAGAAAAUUAAAGGGACAUUUAAAUACUUGUAAACACGACGCUAUCCCAUGCACGAGUAAAUGUGGAGCACAAAUACCCAGAGUAUUGAUGGAGGAUCACCUCAAAUACACUUGUCCGCAGAGAAGAACUAGAUGCGAAUUUUGUAACAAGGAAUUUACCGGACACGCUUUAGAAAAUCACGUCGGUCAUUGCGGAUACGAACCCCUGUAUUGCGAAAAUAAAUGCGGAGUAAAAAUACACCGGCGACACUUGGGUCAACACAAAAUUGGAGACUGUUCAAAAAGACUUGUGCCUUGCAGAUAUUGCACCAAAGAAUUCGUAGCCGAUACUUUACCAGCUCAUCACGUUAAAUGCGGAAGAGUACCGGUGCAAUGUCCCAACAGGUGCGACGUGAGUGUAUUGGCUAGGGAAGAAUUGGACACGCACCUCAAGGAAGAAUGUACAGUUUCGGUACACAGUUGUAGCUUCAAAGACGCUGGAUGUAGAUUCAAAGGACCUAGAUAUGUUAUAGAGAAACAUCUGGAAGAAAAUUGUCAACAACAUUUAAGUCUUAUGUGUAAUGUUGUAUCUAAACAACAACAUCAAAUAACGUCUUUGAAGAGCGCCUUAUCUAGGUUAUCUUUGAAUUAUUCCGGUACUUUAAUUUGGAAAAUUAGCGAUUUCGCUGCCAAAAUGGCCGAAGCUAAAAGUAAAGAGGGGAUGGAGUUGGUAUCGCCGCCUUUCUAUACUAGUCAAUAUGGAUAUAAACUACAGGCAUCCCUUUUUCCAAACGGAAACGGCGCAGGUGAAGAUUCCCAUAUAUCCGUGUAUAUAAAAAUCCUUCCCGGCGAAUACGACGCUUUAUUAAGAUGGCCGUUUUCCCAUUCAGUAUCUUUUACGUUAUUCGAUCAAUCGACGUGUCCCGAAAAAGCCUGCAACAUAGUCGAAAGCUUCAUACCGGAUCCGACGUGGAAAAACUUCCAACGACCCAGCAGGGAACCGGAUUCCUUAGGUUUCGGUUUUCCGAAAUUCGUCUCGCACGAAAUGCUCAAAAAAAGACAUUUUAUGAAAGACGACACCAUGUUUAUCAGAGUUAAAGUGGAUCCAAGUAAAAUUGUUGCCGUUUAAUCACAUUAAUAUUCGUGCACGUCAUUAAGCAACGUUGCCAAACCAAAUUUUGACAAUUUGGCCUUGAGUACGAUCUAUAUAUAAUUGUUCUGAAAAUGUUUUUGAUGAUCUCAUUUUUCUUUUUCGAUAUGUAUAUAUAAAAGUGUAUAAAUGUAUAAAGAUAAUGUAAUUAGAGAAGUUAUCGGAAAAGAAACAUUUCGUAUUGUAUCGUGACUUAUUAUAUCAUAUAAACUAUCUGGUAUCGGAAGACUUCUUCGAAAAAGGUUUACAAGGUAUAAAUCGAUUUAUUUCUGAAGAUAAUCAAUUCUUUUAAACUUUUUACUGUGGCGUCCUCCUAUAAUCGAUCCAGUAAGGCUUUCCCAACAUGCUACUCCUCGUUCUAAUAGAUCUAGACGAAUGUUCCACGACGUGGACCGUUUUCUUUAUAAUUCAUCGUUUGUGUUGGUUGUUUUUGUCCACCAGUUCUUUAUUUCGUUCCUACAAAUAUUUUUCUUCUCCUUGACCACAAUGGUGUCCAUUGCGUUAUUCUUUUAGAACAUUUCUGUUGGUUUUCUAUGUGCUUUUACGUAUCUCACUUUAUUUUCCUUCCUUUCUUCGUUUUUCUUUGUUCUCUUUUCUCCCUACUGUUUUGUGUUUGGACCUGUUACAAUUCUCCUUAUCUUCUCGGUUCUUUUAGUUCCUUCUUCUUCCCUUUUGUUGAUUAUUGUUGUUUCGCAAUUGGCUAUAUCACGUUUUCUUUUCGAUUUAAUUUGAUUCUUAAUAUUCUUCGAUCAAAUUAGAGCUAAAUGAAAUUAUUUUCAAUCAAUGUUAUUCGAUUAUAUCGAAUACAAAUAUUUUUACUAGCUUCUUGUUGCUCAAAUGUGAGCAUUUUAGUUGAAAUUUACAUGUAAAAUUUGUCGUCGUCGAUUUUGACUCCGAAAGGCGAUUCAGAUGUGAAUAAUCUUCGAUAUCUUUUAGUUAGUCUCACUCAAAAAGACGCGAACGCGACAUUUACUUACAUACACUUGUUUCGAUUGCAGUUUUUCAAAGUUGCUAACAGUCCCUGUUACUUUAUAGCCACACCUCGUAUAGUGCAUUUUAUUUUACGUUGUAUAUUAAGUGAGUUACGGACAGACACAGAAAAAAAAACUCGAUUUAUUGAAUUUUAAACAGGAAGUAGAAAAACUAUAGAUUUAUAAGUUUCUAUACAGUUGGCAAAUGUUUAUAUCGUAUUACUAUUUUUUAAUUUCAUUUUCGAAUUAAUUUAAUUUAAUCUGGCAAUAAAACAGUCUUUGAUUCAAUUUCUAUGUAUCUUGAAUACUAAAUAAAUUGAAAUAGUUUGACAACCAUGUAUAUAUAAAAUUUAGUAUGUUUGUAUACGUAAUAGAUGUCGCUACAACUACGAGGAAUAAUAUUUCGUUAAUAUUAACAUUUUUUGAACUUUGACGAUAACCAUUUAAUCAAAAAUCUUCUGUUUUAUUUAUAUUUAAACUGUAUAUUAUAUAAAUAAUAGUAUAUUGCCGAAUUUCUUGAAAAGUCACUACUAUGUUCAGGAAAUUUUGUAAAAAGUUUUUCGUUUUGUUAUGUGAUAGCUGGAGACCACCAAAGUUUUUGUUUAUAUUCGGUUCGUUUGUACUCGGUACACAUAAUAUUUUAGUCAUUUAAAUAUAAUUUUGUAAUAACUGGCAUCUAUUAUUCCAGUUUUGAAUAAAAUAAUACGUUUAACAAC
Molecule: messenger RNA, 3315 nt
Organism: Diorhabda carinulata
Lineage: Eukaryota; Metazoa; Arthropoda; Insecta; Coleoptera; Chrysomelidae
Gene: Traf4
Product: TNF receptor-associated factor 4
Exons: 6
Coding region: 213-1607 (464 amino acids)
Biological process (GO): positive regulation of JNK cascade; regulation of canonical NF-kappaB signal transduction; protein K63-linked ubiquitination
Cellular component (GO): plasma membrane signaling receptor complex
Molecular function (GO): zinc ion binding; protein binding
Source: RefSeq, a predicted model, not a curated record